This is a messenger RNA of Phyllostomus hastatus (greater spear-nosed bat), 3718 nucleotides long. RefSeq names its product hyaluronan and proteoglycan link protein 1 (gene HAPLN1). Gene Ontology annotation, molecular function: hyaluronic acid binding. Bases 149 to 1213 code for a protein of 354 amino acids. The record is from RefSeq and is a predicted model, not a curated record. Gene Ontology annotation, biological process: cell adhesion. The transcript is spliced from 5 exons. NCBI's taxonomy places the organism in Eukaryota, Metazoa, Chordata, Mammalia, Chiroptera, Phyllostomidae.
CACGCACACACUUGCCUAGAGACAAACUUAAGGUGAGGGGAAAGAGCUCUAGCUUCACUUGAUCUCCAGUCUCCAACUUCAGCAGGACUUGAGAACAUUUGAACUUCUGGAUUUCAGGACAAGUGAAGAAGAGUCUUGGGCUAUAAAGAUGAAGAGCCUACUUCUUCUGGUGCUGAUUUCAGUCUGCUGGGCUGAUCAUCCUUCAGACAACUAUACCCUAGAUCAUGGCAGAGUUAUUCACAUCCAAGCAGAAAAUGGCCCCCAUCUCCGUGUGGAAGCAGAACAAGCCAAGGUGUUCUCACACAGAGGUGGCAAUGUUACACUGCCAUGUACAUUUUUUCGAGACCCUACAGCAUUUGGCUCAGGAACCCACAAAAUCCGAAUUAAGUGGACCAAGCUAACUUCAGAUUACCUUAAGGAAGUGGAUGUUUUUGUUUCCAUGGGAUACCACAAGAAAGCCUAUGCAGGCUACCAGGGUAGAGUGUUUCUGAAAGGGGGCAGUGAAAGCGAUGCUUCUCUGGUGAUCACAGACCUCACCCUGGAGGAUUAUGGGAAAUACAAGUGUGAGGUGAUUGAAGGAUUAGAAGAUGAUACUGCUGUGGUAGCAUUAGAUUUACAAGGUGUGGUAUUCCCUUACUUUCCACGACUGGGGCGCUAUAAUCUCAACUUCCAUGAAGCACAGCAGGCUUGUCUGGCCCAGGAUGCUGUGAUUGCCUCCUUUGACCAGCUGUACGAUGCCUGGCGGGGUGGGCUGGACUGGUGCAAUGCCGGCUGGCUCAGUGAUGGCUCUGUGCAAUACCCUAUCACCAAGCCAAGGGAGCCCUGCGGAGGCCAGAAUACUGUGCCCGGUGUCAGGAACUACGGGUUUUGGGAUAAGGAGAAAAGCAGAUACGAUGUGUUCUGUUUUACAUCCAAUUUCAAUGGCCGUUUUUAUUACCUGAUCCACCCCACCAAGUUGACCUAUGAUGAAGCGGUGCAGGCUUGUCUCAAUGACGGUGCUCAGAUUGCGAAAGUGGGCCAGAUAUUCGCUGCCUGGAAACUUCUGGGCUAUGACCGCUGCGAUGCGGGCUGGUUGGAGGACGGCAGUGUCCGCUACCCUAUCUCUAGGCCAAGAAGGCGCUGCAGUCCUACAGAGGCUGCAGUGCGCUUCGUGGGUUUCCCAGAUAAAAAGCAUAAGCUGUAUGGUGUCUACUGCUUCAGAGCAUACAACUGAGCGUGCCCCCCGAGCACGGCAAGUUCAGAGUCAUUAAGAACAUGUGAAAGGUUUUUUUUUUCUUCAAUAUGAACUCAUGCAAGUUACCAAAACUGUGAUAACCCUUUUUUUACUUACUGUAAAGAGUCAUUUUCAUAAAGAUCAAUUCAUUAAUUUGUUUUUGUAAAGCUAUCAUUCAAUAUAUAUUAUAAAUUAAUAUAAUUCUAAGGGAAGUGCUACAUAAAGGAGGCUUUAGAGCCAAACUGUUUAGGCUACAUCAUCCCAACGAAGUAUCCCUCCAUGAACGGGGCAUGCAAUAAACUGAGGACUGCUGGGAUUAAAUUAAGGAAAGUAAAGCUACUCAGAGCAGCAGCUUCCACAAGCACAAAUUUUACACAUUUGUACAAUUUUGAAAUGCACUACAACAAACAAAUUAGAGCAACAGUCUUGAAAUGCAGGCUUCUUUACAUAAACUGAGAUUCUGAAAGGUUGCACAAAACUCACUUUCACAAGAAAAAAAUCUACACUUUUUUAAAAGUUAAUAUUUCAAUUCUCCAAUAGAAUGUUUUACUGUUUAAAAUCCUGCCUUUUUGACCAAAACAUAUAGUAAAAUUCAUAUGGACUCCAAUGCAUAGUGAUAAGCACAGUUAAAACUCCUUAAUAACCCCGUUUAUAUGAAGUAUGAGAUUUAAAUAAGCAGAUAAUAUUUAACCCACAAGAGACUCCUACCUUCUUAUUAUUAAAAUUACACAUGCCUAAGAAGAAUUGUCUUAUCUUUUGAGUAGCUUUACUGAGUUAUAUUUAAAUUCUAAGGGCCAUUGGCUAAGCAGCAUUUAGCAUCUACUCAGGGCAGUUAUAUAGAUAAACUGCUGGACAGAAAAAUUGUAAAAUUUAGCAGCUUGAUUUUAUGUUAGCUUAUGAAAUGUUAUUGUCCUAUAAAAAUAACUUUAAGCUAUUUAAUAUUUCCUUCUUAUUUACAUUACAUUUAAAAUUUUAAUUCAUAACAGGAAUAAAUAACUACACACAUUCCUAACCAAGAAAUAUAGACCCAACUUUCAAAAUUCUUAUUUUUCUUAUUUGUAUUUACACUAGAAAGCCCAACUGGUGCCUGUGGUUGAGGAAAAGGAAGUCAACAAAGUAAUUCUAAACCUUCCUCCAUAAGAAAACGGUGGUGAAUGAUGUCACUCUCCUUGCUGGCCAUCGUUAUGUGUAAAUGAAACACUGAAGCUGUCAUCAAAGAGUUUACACUAAAAUCGUCAGGGCUGUAAGCGAAAGGGAAAAAAGCCAGCUUCAGAAAAGCAACUUCUGCAUCAGCAGCUCCAAUCUUAAAUAAAGCUCUGUUUUCCUAUAUUUUUAUGACUGUUGAGACCCCACAGGGACCAAUAUUUGUAUUCAAAUUACAUUUUAUGGUUUCCCAUUGUUUCACAAUGAGUUCUAAUAAAUGGGAUUUAGUAUAAUAAUCCAAGUAUGACAUAGCUGGCAUGCUUUCAUGAAUGUUUUUAUGUAGAUUUUCCUCCCAUGAACAUGAGUAAAUAAAUCUGUUUCCUGAAUUGAUUGUGGUUGCAUUUAAAGUGCUGUAAUAAUUCUAAUAAAUUUACUCUCUAAAUGUAGAUUACAUUUGUGGAAGGUAUAGAAUAAUUGGAAGUCCAUAAAACCAUAACUAUAUUCAUACAUUAUCCAGACAAAAUAUUGUAAGUAAAAGUAAAUCACUUCUUUUAUCAAGAACAUAGCUGGAGAUUUUCAGAUGCUUUAAUUAUUAAAAGAUAACAAUGUAUGCAUGCACAUUUUUACAUUAGAUUGGAUAUGCAAAUUGUACAAAAAUUACAAAAAUAAAUCCAAAGAGAUUGUGAGGUUUAACUCAAAUACUGGUGAUACAAAUAGAACUUGAACUUUUAAGUUAAAAAUUCCUGAAUGGUCUCAAAUAAGAUAAACACUUUAUUUAAAGAUUUAUUUUUAGAGUACUAUCUCCAAAAGAGUGACUCUUAACACCUCAACUAUGGAGGUGAGUUCAUUGGAGGAAGCUUAUACUUGAACGAUUAUUACCCACAAUACAAGAAUUUUAUUGGAAAUGCAAAUGGGAACAAAUUUAUAUUGAACAGAUACAUAAUUUUCAGUUAUUGCUGCAAAACUCUACCUUUAUAAUGUUAAGCAUAGUCGCUAACAUUUCUUAACUUUUGAAUACUUAUUAGUAUAGGAAUUGGUGCUGAUCAAAUACUCUGGACUGUUAGCUGAUUAAAAUCUAUACUGAUUGAACACCAUUUUUCCAAGCUUGUAAAAAAGUUCUUAAAAAGAAAACUGCCGGGCAGAAUUUUUAUCUUCUUACUUUCCCCUAAAGGAUGAGAAUCUCCUUACCCCUUUGGACUUCUACUUGAAUAGUUUUUUUUUUAAUGUUACCAUUUGCCAUUUUCCCACCAAAUGUUUUCUUUCCUACUUCAUUGACCAAGAUAUCUCACUAAGAAUGUUGGGAAAAGACAGAUUAUCCUUGUACAACUACUAACAGAAAGUCAGCACAUUGGCUAAUUCAGA